GCUACACGAGGUCAGUGGAAUCUUAUCAACAACAUUCACGAUACAUUAAGGGACAACGCCCCGAGUCAUUGCCAGUCAGCAUGGCUUCGGCCAUAACACCUGGAAUAGACCUUCCGACGGACAUCCGACAGUUUGUUGGCACGUACAUGGGUAAAAAGAUUAAACAAAAUGCACGUGAAUUAUUCACUAAUAUCAGACUUGUUGAUUUACACGUGAAACCGUCGUAUCUGUUGGACUUUGGUGUGGAGGGUAUCGAAAAACUCGUGUCACUGAUAGAGGAGAUGAAGACUAGGAGAUACAUAACAAAUAUCUUAAAUAUAUUACAACUUGGUAUGGAUGUUAUUAUAAUGUGUCCGACAAUUAUUAAAACGAUGCAAUGCCCAUCAACCGAAUGGGAGUCUAAAUUCACUAUCGUUGAUGUCAGCAAACGACGAGGUGCACCGGAAGUUAUGUGUAAAUGUGUUCACGUCUUUGGCCAAUUAAAACAGGUGAUCAGUACUAUAGAUCCGGAUUUUGAGCAUAUCAGGUUGGUCAUUGUGGACUGUAAAACUGCAAACUUGACCACCAUUUUCGGCCUGUUGCUAGGUUACCCAGUCGUAUAUUGGUUUGAAAACGAGGAUGGAUUAAUGGCGAACUGUUUAGACAUGGAACCUCUCGUGAACUUCAAGGUUAUGGGUCAAGGUCAAAAGAACGAAAGUGAACAUUGUGUAUACUCUUUUUCCAUCCCACAACGUGUGUUUGCUAACCUUCAGGAUAAGGUUACUGAAUGGUUCAAGGUCAUUUAUGACAAUUCUGAGUGGACACGUGUCUUUUGUGAUCUGACCUUAACCCACACGACUGUACAGUUAAAUACAGUCGCUUUAUGAAUAUAUUUAUUUACUCUACCGUAGGAAUUUACAGCUUCGAGCACAGUCAGUGUGUUUUAAAUACAAAAGACGAAAUUAACAUAGAAUCAUCCAUCAUAAUAAAGAACCGUUUAUCAGUAAGUGUUAUAACACCAUCAUAUCACAUAAUAGACCUACAUAUCACGUCGUUUACGUAUAACCUCAUUUACAUGUACUACACAUGUAACACUCACUGUGACGUCAGACUUUGGAAAAUAGACAUGGCGUAAUGGUAUUGUGACGUCACAUUGAGCAAUGUAUAUGAAGUCAAAAUGUUGAGAUCGAAAUUCUAUGUUAACUUAAAUAAAUUGAUAAAAAGCGAUAUCAGAUUCUCAUUCAAUUGAACUCGCUCGAAUUUUUUUUCUUUCGAUCUCAUCUCUAAAAACGAAAACUGUUUCACCCCUUUUUCAAAAAAAAAUAAA
This is a messenger RNA of Mizuhopecten yessoensis (Yesso scallop), 1306 nucleotides long. Its product is annotated as UPF0739 protein C1orf74 homolog. The transcript is spliced from 2 exons. The coding region runs from base 81 to 866 and encodes 261 amino acids. Lineage: Eukaryota; Metazoa; Mollusca; Bivalvia; Pectinida; Pectinidae. The record is from RefSeq and is a predicted model, not a curated record.